Molecule: messenger RNA, 1392 nt
Organism: Halteromyces radiatus
Lineage: Eukaryota; Fungi; Mucoromycota; Mucoromycetes; Mucorales; Cunninghamellaceae
Product: WD40-repeat-containing domain protein
Exons: 9
Coding region: 1-1392 (463 amino acids)
Molecular function (GO): protein binding
Source: RefSeq, a predicted model, not a curated record
AUGGAUGCGAUACCUAGUCAGCGACAGACGUCUUCUGGAAAUGUUCUUUCUUCCUUAUCACAAUCUUCGUCAUCUUUACUAGGAGCCUCCAAUAGGGAUCAACAAAUCGAAAAAUUACUCAAAGAAGUCAAACAACUGAAACAAAGAGUGGAUAUCAUGGAUAAGGAAAAUAUUGCUUUGAAGAAAAGUAUUUAUGAUCUUUCGGCUCGAUAUGCGGCAUCUAUAUCUCAAGGUGGUCUGAAUUAUCGUCCUGGACCAUUUGUUAUGGAUCCUUCCAAUACAACUAGUGCAAACAGUGGCGUCAUUACAAAGGCUCAAGAGAUUUUGACAAAGGCAGUACAACAAGCUGGUGGUGAUAUAGAUUCCUUACAAACUGUUGGAUAUCAUGAUACCCGAGAUGGCAAACCAUUCCAAAUACGUGAUGAACUCAAGGGUCAUACGGGAGCAGUUUAUUGUGUAGAAUUCUCUCCUAAUGGUGACUUGUUAGCUACAGGAUCUUUUGAUAAGACAGUUCGUUUAUGGGAAUUCAAGGAAAGCCAGAAAGAGAUUUUCUGUUUAAAGUCUCAUACACUCAAUAUAUCAGAUUUGGCUUGGACUCCAGAUUCAAACACUCUUCUUUCAGGAUCAUAUGACGAAACAUGCAAAACAUGGGAUGUCCAAACUGGCAAAUUAUUGACAAAUACGGAAACUGAAGGUUUUGUACAAUGCGUGGCAUGGGAUUUUAUUGAAAAUUCUGUAUUCUAUUAUGGUACGUCACGUAAAAUUCUUGCCAUGGUGGAUUCAAAAGCAGAUGAACCCAUUAUUAUUCGAAAUGAUGCUAUGGUCAAUACAUUAUAUGCUUCUCGAGAUGGUAUCCAUGUGAUCACUGGAGAUGCCAAUGGAAUAUUAAAAGUUUGGGAUAUGCGACAAAGAAAAUGUAUAUCUGCUACAGAUAAUGAUCAAGAAAAGAUGCCAAUUACCCAUAUAUCUAUUGGAAAAAGACGAACAGAUGCAUCAAGACGAGCAGUGGAUGAUUAUGAUGAACCUCGAUAUAUGGCUGUCAAUAGUUAUGAUAAUUUGCUACGAGUUUAUGAUAGAGGAAUGGAUCCACCAAAAUCAAAAUUGCGACAAGUUCAUACAUUGAAAGGGUUCACUAACAAGAAUUGGCCAAUCAAAAGUUCAUUUUAUUGUGGAAGUGAAUACAAUUCAUCUAUUCUUAGCAGACCAUCCAUGAUGACUAAUGAAUAUGGAGAUCCAGACUUUCAAUCAACACCUAGCGACUAUUUAUCGGAAAUAGCAGAACCAAAGGAAGAAAAAAGUGUGUUAUUGGCCACUGGUAGUGCUGAUCCUUAUGCUUAUCUUUAUAACGUUGGAGAGGUAAAACCUGAUUACAUAGACUUGCUUCAUCAAUAA